This is a messenger RNA of Toxotes jaculatrix (banded archerfish), 4332 nucleotides long. RefSeq names its product solute carrier family 44 member 2 (gene slc44a2). Gene Ontology annotation, cellular component: membrane. The record is from RefSeq and is a predicted model, not a curated record. Gene Ontology annotation, molecular function: choline transmembrane transporter activity. The transcript has 22 exons. Gene Ontology annotation, biological process: transmembrane transport; choline transport. Lineage: Eukaryota; Metazoa; Chordata; Actinopteri; Toxotidae. Bases 159 to 2687 code for a protein of 842 amino acids.
UUUGGUCUCUCUCUCUCACGCGCACUGGCUGUUUCUCUCUCUGCUCUGUAGCUGUAGCGGUGGGCAACUGUUAUUGAUGCUUUUUUUCCUCGACAUUUCCAUGGUAACUGUCCUGUCCAAAGUCUGACCAGCAGCGAGGAGACGAGCGGUGUGUGAGAAUGGAGCUGGAGGAAAAAAACCCGGACCCUAAAUACGGGGAGUCCAGGAAGUUUGAUCCAAGCUUCAAAGGGCCGAUCCACAACAGGGGCUGCACAGAUAUCCUCUGCUGUAUUCUCUUCAUCUUGGCCUUGUUGGGGUACUUUGCUGUGGGUAUUCUUGCAUGGUCUCAGGGUGACCCCAGGAAAGUGAUCUAUCCCACGGACAGCAAAGGCCAGUUCUGUGGACAAGCUGGAACAAAACUAGAGAAAAAGCCUCUUCUGUUUUACUUCAACAUACUGAAAUGUGCCAGUCCUCUGGUGCUGCUGGAGUUUCAGUGUCCCACCACACAGUUAUGUGUGGAAAGCUGUCCCAACAGGCAUCUUACCUUGGUGAAAGUCAAAGUGGGCAACAAAGAAGAUCGGGAAUACUACGAGCAGUAUUGCAAGGAAGGGGUAGACAUUUCCAAAAUGAGUGUUCCUGAAAUCCUGAAGAAUGGUUUGUGUCCUGCCAUGUUGAUGACCAGUAAAGCCUUCACACGUCGCUGCCUUCCUGCCUUGGGAACGAUGAAGGAUGGGGUGGUGGUGGUGGGCAACGAAACCACUAUUGAUGAUGGGAAUGGCACCAGUAUCAAUGCCAAAGACGUGCUGGAGGCAUCAAAGAAGUCAAAUGUGGUCGUUGAAGCUCGCCAGGUGGCAAUGAGAAUCUUUGAAGACUACACUCAGUCUUGGCAUUGGAUAUUGCUUGGUCUGGUGAUAGCCAUGAUCGUCAGCUUGGUUUUCAUCGUCCUGUUGCGAUUCUUGGCUGGUGUCAUGGUCUGGGUCAUGAUUGUUUUGGUGAUUCUUGUCAUCGGAUACGGUAUUUUCCACUGUUACAUGGAAUUUGCCAGCCUGAAGGGAGAGCCUGGUGCUGACGUCACCAUCCGUGACCUGGGCCUGCAGACGGACUUCUCUGUCUACCUGCAGGUCAGACAGACCUGGCUGGCCUUCAUGAUCAUCCUGGCUAUUGUCGAAGUCAUCAUCAUCCUGCUACUCAUCUUCCUCAGGAAGAGAAUCCUAAUCGCCAUCGCUCUCAUCAAAGAGGCCAGCAGAGCCGUCGGCCAUGUGAUGUCAUCUCUGUUUUACCCACUGCUGACCUUUUUCCUCCUGUCCGUGGUGAUCGCCUACUGGGCUGUCACUGCUGUUUUCUUGUCCACCUCUAAUGAGCAGGUGUACAAAGUGUUCAACACCUCUGAGUGUGAGUUCGCACGAGAGACCUGCGACCCCAAGACAUUCAACACUUCCAACAUCUCAGCUCAGUGUCCAGAUGCAGAGUGCCUGUUUGCCUUCUAUGGGGGUGAAACCCUCUACCACAAGUACCUCAUCCUGUUCCAGUUCUACAACGUCUUCUUGUUCUUUUGGUGCGCCAACUUUGUGACAGCCCUGGGCCAGGUCACUCUGUCGGGAGCCUUCGCCUCAUAUUACUGGGCCUUCAAGAAGCCUGAUGAUAUUCCCGCCUAUCCCAUCUUCUCCUCGCUGGGACGCGCCCUCAGAUACCACACAGGCUCCCUGGCUUUUGGCUCUCUGAUCCUGUCUGUGGUUCAGGUCAUCAGAGUCAUUCUGGAGUAUCUGGAUCACAAGUUGAAAGGUGCUCAGAACAAAUUUGCUAAAUUCCUGCUAAGCUGCUUGAAGUGCUGUUUCUGGUGUUUGGAGAAAUGUAUCAGGUUCCUCAACAGAAAUGCCUACAUCAUGAUUGCCAUCUACGGAAAAAACUUCUGCACCUCAGCUCGAGAUGCCUUUUUCCUUCUCAUGAGGAACAUCAUCAGGGUGGCUGUUUUAGACAAAGUGACUGACUUCCUGCUGUUUCUUGGGAAACUCCUCAUCGUUGGCAUUGUUGGGAUCUUCUCUUUCUUCUUCUUCUCUGGAAGAAUCAAAGCAGUAGAGGAUGCUGCUCCAUCUUUGAACUACUAUUGGGUGCCAAUACUGACAUUGGUAGUUGGAUCAUACCUCAUCGCCCAUGGUUUCUUCAGCGUGUACGCCAUGUGUGUGGACACACUCUUCCUCUGCUUCUGUGAGGACUUGGAAAGAAACGACGGCUCAUCUGACAGGCCUUACUAUAUGUCCCCCGAGCUGCACGAGAUCCUCUCCAAAACUAAAAGGCUGGAGGAGGAUCGUGAUGGUGUUGAGCAGGCCGAUUCUGCAAAAGAAGCGGACGAGGUGAAACUGGAGGAGGAAACGCCUCUUCAGCAGCAACAGGAUGGAGAGAUCCAGCUGAAACAGCAGGAGGUCCUCAAGCAGGAAAACGAAGAGGAGCAGCCACUGCAGUCCAAGACAGAUGCUGAAGAGCCAAAAGAGGAGAAGAGCGAGGAACUCAAUCAGGCAAAGGAGGCUGAAAAGAAAGAAGACACGGAGGUGAAAGAAACAGCAGAAAAGGAGGAGGAGUCAAAACAGGAAGAAAAGACGGAGGAGGCGUCGCCUCCAGCUGUGGAGGCUGAGAAAGAGGAAACUUGUGAAAAGAAAGAGGAAAAAGAGGAAUCAAAGGAAGAAAAUCCUCCCUCUGCACCACAGGAGUAGAUGUCAGCAGUAAUGUCGUGGCAAAAAAAAAAAAAGCGAGGCUUGGUAAACCUCAUAAAGCAUAACGAAUGAAAGAACUGUCCCUGCAACUUUGUGAUAUGGACCUGAUAAAUGUACGGCAUAAAAUCUCAGAUGGCCUUGCUAUGUGAGCGGCGUGACGUCCAGCUGGAGAAGGUUGUGGUCGAACAUGUGAAGGCUGAAGCAGGUCAAAAGCCCAGUGCAUUUCUGUAGCUUGAAAAAAACGCUCUGUUGUGUUGGUUUUAGAACAGUGUUGGUUUUUAUAUCGUGAAGAUCUGUAGAACUUUGUGAGUACUGAACCUGUGCCUGAUUACUGUCACUAAUAUUUGUUGUCUUAAUCCUGUUAACGAAUGCACUACAGAACCACUUAAGUACUGUGUACAGUCGGAACAAACACUUCUCAAUCGAUGGUGAAUCUCUUUCACUGUUUACAACAAUACCAGCUGAUGCCAAAAUGUUACAGACAUAUUUGAUAUACUGUAUGAAUACUGGAUCUUUUAUUCCCUACAGAACCUGUGUAUAUAUACAGUAGUGUAUGUCUUUGAUGUAUUUUUUGGCUUCAGUCUUGUAGGGACCCUCACCAAGAUGGGAUCCCAUGUAUUGUAUUGCCACCUACUUGCCUUGGUAUUUCAGACUGGCAUAAGUGCUGUGACUGUGUCGCCAUGGCGCAGCCAUCAUGACCUCUCAGACUCUGCAGACCCCGCCCCUUGUUGUUUACUGACCCAAACGACCUUGCUCUGUCCCUAUCCUUCCUUCGUCUCUCUCUCUCUCUCUCUCUAAGUGCUGCAUGGUGUUGACAUGGCCUUCUGAAUGCUCGCAACUAACAUCAUAAAUCUCUGGAUGCUUUUGUACCUUUUUUCUUGUUCGUCACCUUGUGAAAGAUGUAAGUUGGUUUUCCACUGAAAUUACUGAUGACAUUCCAUAUUUAUUGGCUGUAAAUCUUGAUUAAAGGUGAUUGUAUUUAAUCAUAGUAGUUCUCUUAUGGGUAAAUAUGUGUACGUCGAGGUGGUCUGGUGUUUGGAACCAGGUGAGUUUUCAUGUCCACCAAAAUCAGACAGGACUGAGUUUUUAUUUUAAAGGGGCACUCCAGAAUUUUUGCAUGGGUCAAAAUCAGGAUAUCUGAGCUUUUACAGAACAAAAUAAGCAAUUCAUUCUAACAGAAACGCACACCUUUCUUUUCCCUUAGACCAUGUCAUGACCACUCAAAUUUUUUUCUGUGCACCCAACCCCCAGGGAGCCACUGAUUUAGAGCAUUCUUUGAUUUUCUCUAAAGACCAACUUGACAGCACAUGAAAAUCUGGUUUUUCUGACCUUCUCACCUUGCUGCAGUGAUGUACAGGUGUGCUCAAGGACUUUGUGAGUUUGCUGUUGGGUGUGGUUACAAGUUCAACAAAGCACAAGAUUGAAAUUUUCAACUAGAAAGGGCAGAAAAUCAGGGUUUUUUCAGUGUUAAGUUACUCUUUGUCUCUUUCAAGUUCAAUAGUAAACUGCUGGAGAGCCCCUUUCUUAAGUUGCUAAAAGAUUGAUUAUAGAUAAGGUGUAAUUACAAGCACAGUUAAUUUAUAGUUCAGUAUAAUGUAAUAUAUGUAUGUGUGCUGUUGGGAAAAUGUUGUCUCUCAAAUGCCUC